Molecule: messenger RNA, 1434 nt
Organism: Psylliodes chrysocephalus
Lineage: Eukaryota; Metazoa; Arthropoda; Insecta; Coleoptera; Chrysomelidae
Source: the annotation of a GenBank genome assembly
GACAAUAUCAUAAUUGAAAUCAAGAAUGUUCAACUAGUUCAAUACAUUAUAGAGAUAACAACUUGAAAAUAAUGAGCUGAUAAGUUUUAUCUCAAGUGUGCAAUUAUAAACUAAUUUUAGUCAAUCAGUAAAUUAGUAGAUAUAGAAGUUGUAGCAAUGGAUCAUCCAAAUUUAGAAAAAUCAGUAGUAGACUUGUUAGAAAAAGUGGUACAUCGAAAACUUGAAAAUUUUGAAGUACAGUUUCACGAUGGAAAUAAAAAGGGCGAAGGAUUCCUCUCAGAGAUGAUUUUCGUUUCGUUAAAAAACAAAGAAACUGGAGAAGAUCAUAAUUUGGUUAUAAAAAGUGUACUUUCUAGUGAAACUGGCACUACCAGGGAAUUUAUCUAUGCUUCAUUUUUCAAUGAAACGCAAUACUAUACUAAAAUAUUUCCCAAUUUGAUGAAAUUUCAAAAAUUGUAUUCGGAAAUUAGAACUUUCGACAAUUAUGGGAAAUGUUAUGCCACGUGCCUGGAUAGUGGGCAUGAGAAAAUAGUUAUGGAUAAUUUGAAAUUUAAAAACUACGAAGUACCACCUAAAAAUAUAACUCUCAGUCUAAAAUCAUAUGAAAAAAUUUUUAAAAUGUAUGCAGAAUUUCAUGCGCUUUCCUACGCUCUUAAGGACCACCAACCAAAAGAUUUUUUGGAUAUAACGAAAAAUCUGGAAAAUAACUGGUUUAAACUUCUGGACCUUCCUACGUUUGAAGAUUAUAUUAUCCAUUUUAUGAAAAAAGUGAAACAAUAUUUAAAAGAGGAACAGGAAAAUAAAAUUCUUGAAAAAUUUGAACACUAUGUAGACAAUUGUCCGGUUAUUUUUAGGGAAAAGGUUACAUAUAGAGGUCAAUAUGGUACUAUUUUACAUGGGGAUUGCUGGAGCAACAAUUUGAUGAUUAAAUAUAAUACAUCAAAAGAAAUUGAACACAUUAAAAUGAUCGACUUCCAACUAGGUUUUGUCGCAUCUCCAGCUUUGGACUUGAUUUACAGUUUCUACUCUGGAGCAGGAAAAGAAAGUCUGGACAAUUUAGAAUACCUUUUAAAACUAUACUACAGCACACUUAGUGAAACUUUAAGAAACUAUGGUUGUGAUCCUGAAAAAAUCUACCCUUACGAAAUACUUCAGAAAGAUUGGAAGGAACAUUGUCAUUUUGGAUUAUUUACGGGUAUAAUGCUGUGGGUAACUAAACUAGCGACUGAUCUCACAGAUAUGCCAACAAUAAAUGAAUUUAUUGAUGGGACAUAUGAGGCAGGAGAUAGUGAGAACUUUGGGAUAAAAUUUGAUGAACUCGAAUUUAGAAAACAUGCUUUAAAUAUUGUAAGGCAUCUGCACGAGAAUGAUUUUUUGUAAUUACAAUCUAUUAAAUAAUAUUACAAUAUAAAUAUAGUAUGUUUAUUUUUCAAC